AGGAAAGAGGGCAGUUUGACAGACCACCGGAAUAGAAGCUAAUCGUCCCAGUGACCGCUCACUCUAAUCUGGGGGAGAGUUUAAGCGAGAGAAUCGACCCGGUGGAUUCGGGCCUGGCUGAGAGACAUCUCCUUGCAGAUUGGAGGCAGGAAGCCGACUUGGACAAAGGGGACAUGGAAUCAAUGCUGUGCAGCGGACAUGCCUGCUUCCCUGUACCGCCCGAAGGCUGUGGGCUUAAAACCAUGGAGCUGUAUUACCUGAGCAUGCAGAGAGGGCGCGAUCAGGGGGACAAGAUGGAGGACCUGGGCAAGAAGCGCAGGCUGAGGGUGUGUGUGGCCACCUGUAACCGCGCCGACUACUCCAAACUGGCCCCCAUCAUGUUUGGCCUCAAGGCCGACCCUGACAGCUUCCAGCUGGAGGUGGUGGUGCUGGGGUCCCACCUCAUCGACGACUACGGGAACACCUUCCGCAUGAUCGAGCAGGACGACUUCGACAUCGGCUCCAAGCUGCACACCAUCGUGCGCGGGGAGGACGAGGCCGCCAUGGUGGAGUCGGUGGGCCUGGCGCUGGUCAAGCUGCCGGACGUGCUGCAGCGGCUGAGCCCGGACGUGCUGGUCGUCCACGGCGACCGCUUCGACGCGCUGGCGCUGGCCACGGCGGCGGCGCUGAUGAACAUCCGCAUCCUGCACGUGGAGGGCGGCGAGGUGAGCGGCACCAUCGACGACUCCAUCCGCCACGCCAUCUCCAAGCUGGCGCACUACCACGCCUGCUGCACCCGCAGCGCCGAGCAGCACCUCAUCGCCAUGUGCGAGGACCACACCCGCAUCCUGCUGGCCGGCUGCCCCUCCUACGACAAGCUGCUCUCCGCCCAUCGCCGCGACGACCACAUGGACAUCAUCAAGGCCUGGCUGGGUGAUCACGUAAAGAAGCAGAACUACAUCGUGGCUCUGCAGCAUCCUGUCACCACCGACAUAAAGAACUCCAUCAAGAUCUACGAGCUCAUGCUGGACGCACUCAUCUCUUUCAACAAGAAAACCCUCAUCCUCUUCCCCAACAUCGACGCAGGCAGUAAGGAGAUGGUGCGGGUGAUGAGGAAGAAGGGCGUCGAGCAGCACCCGAACUUCCGGGCGGUGAAGCACGUGCCGUUCGAGCAGUUCAUCCAGCUGGUGUCGCACGCGGGCUGCAUGAUCGGCAACAGCAGCUGCGGCGUGCGGGAGGCGGGGGCCUUCGGGACGCCCGUCAUCAACCUGGGCACCCGGCAGACGGGCAGGGAGACGGGUGAAAACGUUCUGCACGUGCGUGAUGCGGACACCCAGAAUAAGAUCUACCACGCCCUGGAGCUGCAGUUCGGGAAGCGCUACCCCUGCUCUAAGAUCUACGGGGACGGGAACGCGGUGCCGCGCAUCCUGAAGUUCCUGCAGAACAUCGACCUGGACGAGCCGCUGCAGAAGACCUUCCGCUUCCCCCCGGUGAAGGAGUGCAUCUCACAGGACAUCGACCACAUCCUGGAGACCCAGAGCGCGCUGGCCGUGGACCUGGGGGGCACCAACCUGCGCGUGGCCAUCGUCAGCAUGAAGGGUAAAAUAGUGAAGAAGUACACGCAGGCCAACCCUAAAACGUACGAGGCGCGCAUCGAGCUCAUCCUGAGGAUGUGUGUGGAGGCCACGCUGGAGGCCGUGGACUUCAACUGCAGGGUCCUGGGAGUGGGCAUAUCGACGGGGGGUCGGGUGAACCCCCAGGAGGGCGUGGUCCUGCACUCCACCAAGCUGAUCCAGGAGUGGAGCUCAGUGGACCUGCGCACGCCCAUCUCCGACAAGCUCCACCUCCCCGUGUGGGUGGAGAACGACGGCAACUGCGCCGCGCUCGCGGAGAGGAAGUUCGGCCACGGCAAGGGGGCGGAGAACUUCGUCACCGUCAUCACCGGGACAGGCAUCGGCGGGGGCAUCGUGCAGCACGGGGAGCUGAUCCACGGCAGCAGUUUCUGCGCGGCUGAGCUGGGCCACAUCAUGGUGUCUCUGGACGGGCCCGAGUGCAGCUGCGGGGGGCGGGGCUGCGUGGAGGCGUACGCGUCCGGCCUGGCCCUGCAGCGCGAGGCCAAGAGGCUGCACGACGAGGACCUCUUGCUGGCGGAGGGCAUGUCUCUGAAGAAGGAGGAGCCGGUCAGCGCCAUCGACCUCAUCAACGCCGCGCGCCAUGGCAACACCAAAGCCGACGCCGUCCUCAGGACCGCUGGCAAUGCUCUGGGCAUUGGCAUAGUCAACAUCCUGCACACGGUCAACCCCUCGCUGGUCAUCCUAUCGGGCGUGCUGGCCUCCUUCUACGAGAGCCCCGUCCAGCAGGUGAUUGGCCAGCGUGCCCUAAGCUCCGCCCAGGGCAUACGGGUGGUGACCUCUGACCUGGAAGAGCCUGCCCUGCUGGGCGCGGCCAGCAUGGUGCUGGACUACACCACCCGCCGGACUUACUAGAGCGCCCACCACCGUGCCUGGCCAAUCACAGCCCUGCGACCGCACGGAUGGAGCGACGCGAUUGGAUAAGGAGCCUCUCUCUCUCUGUCUCUCUCUGUCUCUGUGUCUCUCUCUCUCUCUCGUCAUUGGCCAGAUCUGCCUUCAUCCAGACCCCCCCCCUAUCUGGGGUACUUCAGAGCUCAUUUUCCAAACCUGUUCUUCGAUCGGCGCGGGACGGACAGGAGGCUAGCGCCGCCGUGCAGCCACGCACACGCUCACAUAGCCGCUCCGCUUCAACUUCCUGUCGCUUAGCGUCACCAGGCUCUACAUCUCAAAGGGUUUUCAUGCUUUAUAUAGCCAAGUGCUGAAACUUUACAUUGUUUUACAGGCCCGUCUUCAAUCGACAUUCGUGCUGAACUCGUCUCACAGCUGCACUCGUCUUUCAGAUCCACUUUUUGCCCAGUCUCAGUGUGGCGUGUUUCAGUGACCGCUGGACUGGUUAGAAUGCGCUGGGGGGGACGGGUUCCUGCUUUUAACUGUCAGUGAAAGCUCAUUACAAAUGUUGAUUGACAAAGAGGCUUUACAGGACACUAGGAAGACAGGACGUUUUGCGCGUAUAUUAGUACGUUAUGUUCGUCUAUAUACAGAAGUGUGUGUGUGUGUGUGU
This is a messenger RNA of Anguilla anguilla (European eel), 3111 nucleotides long. RefSeq names its product glucosamine (UDP-N-acetyl)-2-epimerase/N-acetylmannosamine kinase (gene gne). Gene Ontology annotation, molecular function: UDP-N-acetylglucosamine 2-epimerase activity; hydrolase activity, hydrolyzing O-glycosyl compounds; N-acylmannosamine kinase activity. NCBI's taxonomy places the organism in Eukaryota, Metazoa, Chordata, Actinopteri, Anguilliformes, Anguillidae. The coding region runs from base 174 to 2465 and encodes 763 amino acids. The record is from RefSeq and is a predicted model, not a curated record. Gene Ontology annotation, biological process: UDP-N-acetylglucosamine metabolic process. The transcript has 14 exons.